AGCAAUCUUUUGUGCACACCUAUAUACGUUGUCCUACGUAUAUAUGUACAGAGAACAUAUGUAUAAAACGUGUAUAGGAGAUAUACGUUAAAAGACAUUACUAAGUGAGUUAACUUUCGAGAACGAGCGUGAAAGGUGUCAACGAAAGGAGGUCUCGCUACGCGAUCGACAUGGAUACAUCAUUUUGUGCACCGUCGAAGUAUAAAGAAUCUUUUCCAGGGUUCAUAACUAAUCUUUGCGCUAUAAGAAUGGUGCACGUGAAUGCCGCGGUAGUCCUGUUGUUGCUUUUCGUGAUCGGCCUGUCGGUCGGGCUUGCGGUUAGCGCUACAACCUUCAAAGGAAGCGAUGUCCUUGACACAGUACCAAUUAUCGACGGACACAACGACUUACCCUACAAUUUAUAUGCGAAACUGAACAACAGGUUAACGGACUUCAAGUUCGAUAAUGAUCUGACCAACGAUAGUAAAUGGGGCGGACACGCUUGCAGAUCGUGUUUUACGGAUCUUCCGCGGUUGAGAGCUGGAAAAGUGGGCGGUCAAUUCUGGGCUGCGUACGUUUCGUGUAACUCCCACUACAAAGAUGCGGUGCAAUUGACACUGCGGCAAAUCGAUGUCAUCAAGAGGCUGGUCGAGAAAUACCCGAACGACCUGCAAUUCGUGACCGAGGCGAAGAACAUCGAGGAAGCAUGGGGAAAUGGAAAGAUUGCGUCCAUGAUCGGCGUCGAAGGUGGUCACUCCAUCGACUCCAGUUUGGCGGUUCUUAGACUCUAUUACGAGCUCGGUGUUCGUUAUCUCACCUUGACACACAUAUGCAACACACCAUGGGCGGACGCAUCGCCGGUGAAAAAUGGUUCUGUCUACAAUCUUACGAGCUUUGGAGAAGAAAUCGUCUUCGAAAUGAACCGCCUCGGAAUGCUAGUCGAUUUGUCGCACGUAUCUCACAACGUUAUGAGAAGAGUACUCGAAGUUACAAAAGCACCCAUAAUGUUCUCUCAUUCGUCAGCAUUCAGCGUUUGCGAGAAUUAUCGUAACGUUCCUGACGACGUGCUUCGAAGUGUCAAAGAAAACAACGGCAUCGUAAUGGUGAACUUUUACUCGGGUUUCGUGAAUUGCAACUCGUCGAGAAACGCAACGAUGCAAGAUGUGAUCGACCACAUUAACUACAUCCGUAAUUUUAUCGGACCCGAUCACGUCGGCAUUGGCGCCGACUAUGAUGGCGUAAGCACGAUGCCUGAAGGCUUGGAGGACGUUUCCAAAUACACAAACUUAUUCGAUCGCCUCUAUGAAAGUGACGUGAAUCCUCGAUGGACCAAAGCGGAUCUUGAAAAACUCGCUGGAAAGAAUUUGAUCCGCGUAUUCAAAGGCGUGGAAGCGGUGAGAGAUUCGUUAAAGACAAUAACGCCUAGGGACGAUAUCAUAGAUGGACUGGAGUUAUACAAGGCUCAAGCGGAUUCGCAUUUAAAACCAGGCUUAUGUAACACCGCGAUCGAAUGGAAAGGACUUAAUGUUUCCUCGAGUGAUACCGCAGAAUAAUUAGACUGUUUGGAAUUUAUUUAAACAAUGUAACAUCGUGCAAGGUUUUGCUAACGAAGCGUUUAUUAUUCUAGUUGUUUACAUUGAAAUGAGAUCCAAGCGUUGUUAAUAAAAACAGAGAACACUUAAUGUGAUCAUUGCAAGCUUUAACAUCCUUUGCACACAUUUAUUUGUUCUCACAGUAUUUUAUCGUGAUAAUCAAUCGAUUAAUCAUCCUCGCAUGUGAAUACAAUCCUUCUUAAUGUAGAACAUAGUUUCGUAAGAUAAGUUUGUUUACAAUGUACAAUUAUUUUUCAAUAUUCUUAUAUACAUAAAACAACAAAAGAAAAGCAAUCUAUCAAUUUCGUUCGACUCGUUGAAACAUAAUGGCAAAUUCCAUGUUUUUGUAAGUCUUUUAAAAUGUAAAUUAUGUUAUUGUAAACGGAUAUACACUUGUGGUAACAUCCACGAUCAAACGACUUCUCUCGAAUUCUGUAUCGAAUUUAUGUAUGCGACGAUUUUGUUCCUGGAAUUCGAUUAAUAAUUACGAAAUUUUCUCAUUUUAUAAAUCAUAAUAAUUA
Messenger RNA from Megalopta genalis, 2092 nucleotides. NCBI's taxonomy places the organism in Eukaryota, Metazoa, Arthropoda, Insecta, Hymenoptera, Halictidae. The record is from RefSeq and is a predicted model, not a curated record.